Molecule: messenger RNA, 1076 nt
Organism: Cucumis melo (muskmelon)
Lineage: Eukaryota; Viridiplantae; Streptophyta; Magnoliopsida; Cucurbitales; Cucurbitaceae
Product: transcription factor bHLH35
Exons: 5
Coding region: 117-953 (278 amino acids)
Biological process (GO): regulation of DNA-templated transcription
Cellular component (GO): nucleus
Molecular function (GO): sequence-specific DNA binding; protein dimerization activity; DNA-binding transcription factor activity
Source: RefSeq, a predicted model, not a curated record
CUAAUUCAUUUACUAAUACUGAGAUAACAACACAAUACAAUUAUUAACUUAUAAACUAAUUAUCAUCAUCAUCAACGACGACAAUACUAAUAAUAACACCGCCCUUCGCCGGGGGAAUGGAUAGUAUCGGAGAUGACUAUUUGAAUUCCUUAGGGACUGACAUCUUCAUAGGAGAAGAGCUCGACAGUUGGGCAUUGGAAGAGCCGCUUUCUGCUUAUUAUGAUUCGAGUUCGCCGGAUGGAUCGGCGGCUUCGAAGAACAUUGUAUCGGAAAGGAAUAGAAGGAGGAAGCUUAACGAGAGGCUUUUUGCACUCCGAUCGGUUGUUCCGAAUAUAACUAAGAUGGAUAAGGCUUCAAUUAUAAAAGAUGCGAUCGAUUACAUCCAUGAUUUGCAUGACCAAGAGAGGAGGAUUCAAGCUGAAAUUUAUGAGCUCGAAUCGGGGACUUUGAAGAAGAUAACAGGGUAUGAAUUCGACCAGGAUCAACUUCCCUUACUGCUAAGAUCGAAGAGGAAGAAAACAGAGCAAUACCUCAGUUAUGAUUCUCCUGUUUCAAGAAUUUCCCCAAUUGAAGUCCUGGAUCUUAGUGUAACAUACAUGGGAGAUAGAACAAUAGUAGUGAGCAUGACCUGCUGCAAAAGAGCAGAUUCAAUGGUUAAACUCUGUGAAGUUUUUGAGUCACUCAAGCUCAAGAUCAUCACUGCCAAUAUUACUACUGUCUCUGGAAGGCUUUUGAAAACUGUCUUCAUUGAGGCUGAGCAAGAGGAGAGAGAUUACUUGAAGAUUAAAAUAGAAACAGCCAUUGCAGGUCUUAAUGAUCCUCAUAGCCCCAUGAGUAUUGAAUCCACAAAUGGAAGACACACACGAAAAGAGAGAUCGGACGGCUGGAAACUAGUUCUCUCCCUGAUCAGAUUUUUCCAUUUUGCUCUUUCUUGGGGUUGUAAUGUCACAUAAAAUUGUUUUCCUUGUUGAGAGAGUUCUCCUUUCAGGGGUUUCGAGAAAUUUUUUUCCUUGGUCUAAGAAGAUAUCAAAUGUAGGAAUGUAUUUACAUAAUGAUAUUAUAGAGUGUUUACAUAA